AUUCACGCACACGAGUUCAAAGCGUCGCGACCGUUACCUGUGUAGUUAAAACCGGCGUUGACGGCGUGCUUCACAGUAGUAAGAAGAUACCGGCUAUUUUAGGCGCCAGUGCAGUUUUCGCGAGCUCUAAAACUUACCAGAAUAAUCCCAUAAAUAUAUCAGCAAAAUGGCAGAUUUAAAACGUGUUGGCAACAAUGGCAACGUUGACUGUCGGGCGGCUAAAUGCAUUAAAUUAGACCCAGAGAAGGAGAAUGAAAAGAAGACAAAAUUAGGUAAACAAGAAUCAAACGAUGUUCAGAUAAAGAAGGAACAUAUUAAGGAUAAAAUAAAGGAAACAAACUCAUCUUUUAAAGAGAAUAUUAAGCCUGAAGCCAUAGCCGGUAUACGUAAUGUUUGUUCCAGCACACCUCAACAGCCAUUGCGAGAAGCUAACACAAAACGACAGCGUAUGAAUAUUGCGACCAAUACGGAUUUUACAUCAGAUAAUGUCGAAGGAUGCGCGCAGUAUUUCAGCUUCUAAUCUGCGCAAGUCGUGCAAAUGCAUGAAAAGAGGGUAAUCAUGUUAAAUGACUACCUUAAGGCAAGUCGCCAGUUCACUAAAUUCGCUAAAUUGCGAACACACUGCGAGCAACUCAGGAGCUAAAUAGUUAGCUUUUACAAACGACGAUUAAUUGUUUGUUACAGGAAUUAACAAAAAUGUGAUUUACAUGAACUUAGAACUAUAAUGUUCAUCAACAACAAAGAAAAAAACGACAAUUAAUCGUUUGUUAUAGGGAUUAACAAAUAUGUGAUUUACACGAACUUAGAACUAUAAUGUUCAUCAAAAACAAUAUCAAUUAAGAUGAACUCAAAUUCCAAGUGAUCUCAAAUAGAUCUUUGAUCUUUAAUGAACUAUUCAUUCUAUUCGUUCGUAUUUCGUUUAAUUUUUUAAAAGACUUUACCAUCAAAGUACAAAAUAUCAAAUAGUUGAUAGUUUUAUACAUGUUUACGAAGAGAUCGAAUAAAGGUGUUUUCAUCUUAUAUGUUUCGUGUUUUAUUCGGUAAGGCUGAUUAUAUCAGUUUGUAGUGCUUAAAUUGAAUUAAUCGUAGAAACUGAAUGUUUUUGAAAAUUAUCUACCACUGAUUAGAAAUAAGAAUCAACUCGACAAUGUGCAGGUUGAUACCAAGUUGCAGUUGCUCUUGCGGUAAGAAGGAUAGUUGAAACGAACGAACUGAUGCUAAACUGAUACCCAUUACCAAUUAAGUUGAAAAAUUUCUGGAUAUCUUCCUCUGUCUAUUAUUAGGAGUAUGGCCAUCGGUUCACCGGCGCAAUGUGAGAAAAAAAAAACAAAAUAAUCAGAAAGAGAAAUGAUGAGUUCGCAUUCACUCUUACCGUUGCCUGGGUACAAAUCUCUCUAUAACGCUCUCACGGUGAGAACUGUUAUUCUCACGCUCAACGCCACAGGUGUGAGAACGAGGAAAUAGAGCCUGGGAACGAAGCAUGGCAUAUGAAUGAAUUGUAAAUCCAUAUUUUCCCUUACGCAAAAUAGUAAGCAAAAUUAGUAAUAAUUAAGAUUAGUUUCAAGUUAUUAACAUGUUCUUUAAAAUCCUGCAAAUCACAAAAUAUAAACAGAAAUCAAAAAAAAGAAAACAAAUUUUGAAAUAGAAGCCGUUGCUAGGAGAGAUGCUUCACGAUACUUUGCCAAACAAACUCUACUCACAACAAAUAAACGUCAUUCUGCUGCUGCAGAUCUUUGUUUACGCCACUGUUCCAGUAAUCCCAAUUUCUCUGAUAGUUUAUCAGUAAAGUGUGCAAAUCCUUCCUCAAUUGCGCCGUGCCUAUUGAAUAAUCGUUUCUGGCAUUGUGAAAACGAUGCGCGCCAUUCCUAAAUGGGUUGAGAAAAUCCACGAUUCCAGCGAGAAGAGCGACGUCGCUAGUAUCCAUUCGAUAUGCUAUCACCCGGAAGGCCUUCAACUGGUGGUCGGUGCAGGAGAUAAAGUGCUGGUGUACGAUCCGAUCGAUGGCAAUCUGAUCAAUUCGCUCAAGGGACACAAGGACACGGUUUACUGUGUGGCGUACGCAAAGGAUGGCAAAAAGUUUGCGUCGGGAAGUGCGGACAAAACGGUGAUCAUAUGGACACAGAAGCUGGAAGGAUUGUUAAAAUAUUCGCACAAUGAUUCGAUUCAAUGUUUAGCGUUCAACCCAAUCUCGCAUCAACUGGCCUCGUGUGCGGUGUCGGACUUUUCAUUCUGGUCAUCCGAGCAGAAAGCGGUCCAAAAGUACAAAUCGGUCGCGCGCAUUAACGCGUGCGCGUGGACGAACGAUGGACAGUACAUUGCGCUCGGGCUGGCAAAUGGAACGAUCUCGAUACGCAACAAGGCUGGCGAGGAGAAGAUUAAGAUCGAUCGUCCGGGCGGUACGAACAGUCCGGUCUUCGGACUGGCCUGGAACCCACCGGCAACGUCUGGAUCGUCGGACAUCCUUUGUGUGAUCGAUUGGGCCCAGACGUUGUCGUUCUACUCGCUCGGUGGUCAGAUGAUUGGGAAGGAGCGAAACUUUGGCUUUGAUCCGUUGUGUUUAACGUUCUUCCCGAACGGAGAGUUUCUGAUCGUUGCUGGUUGUAAUAAGGCACUGCAACUGUUCACGCGCGAUGGCAUACGUUUGGGGCUGCUCGGGGAGCAACACGAUUCCUGGAUUUGGAGCGCAGCGGUACAUCCCGCGGGAAACUGCGUGGUUGUCGGCUGUCAGGACGGAACAUUGGGGUGCUACACACUAGCGUUCAACACGGUUCACGCACUGUACCGCGAACGAUACGCUUUCCGAGAGAACAUGUGCGAUGUGAUCAUUCAGCAUCUCGUAUCGGGACAGAAGGUUCGCAUCAAGUGCCGUGAUCUGGUGCACAAGAUCGCGAUCUACCGAAACCGGCUAGCCGUGCAGCUACCGGAACGGGUUGUACUGUACGAGUUAAGCUCGGCCGAAAAUCAACCGAUGCACUACAAGGUGAAGGAAAAGAUUGCGAAAAAGUUUGACUGCAGUUUGCUGGUGGUUUGUGCUCAACAUCUGGUGCUGUGCCAGGAGAAGAAACUGCAAAGCCUCGAUUUCAACGGUGUGAUGCAGCGUGAAUGGAUGAUGGAUAGCUUUAUACGGUACAUCAAGGUUACUGGUGGUCCAGCAGGCCGGGAGGGGCUUCUGUUGGGAUUAAAAAGUGGUCAGGUUUGGAGGAUCUUUCUCGACAAUUCACUGCCAAUCCUAGUCACAACAGUGCUGUCAUCGGUGCGUUGUCUGGAUUUGAAUGCUUCGCGCACUAAGCUUGCCGUGGUGGAUGACCUCGGAAGGUUGGUGGUACGUGAUCUUAUCGCCGACACGAUGCUGUAUCAGGACUCGAGCGUGAAUUCGGUCGCCUGGAACACACACCUCGAGUCGAUGCUGUGCUACUCACACACAACCGGUGGAUUAAGUGUACGCGUCGGAUCACUGCCUCCGCGAAGCCCACAAACGAUGCUUGGCGUUGUGGUGGGUUUGUGUGGAGCGACUGCCUUUUGUCUGCGUGGAAACGUUAUGAGCAAUGUGCCGCUGGCACUCGGCGCUACUAUGUGGCAGUUUGUCGAGGCGGGUUUAUUUGAGGAUGCUUAUCAGGUGGCGUGCUUGGGAGUGCCGCUGUCCGACUGGGAAGGACUUGCGCAAGCCGCGCUGGAUUCGUUAAACUAUCAGGUGGCGCGUGACGCUUAUGUGAAGGUGCGAAACUUGCCCUGGCUCGAGCUGAUCGGUGAUUUGAAGGAACGUCAGAAACGUGGCGAAACUUCCAAAGAAGUUCUACUAGCGGAAACGUAUGCUUUCGCCGGAAAAUACAAAGAUGCGGCCCGAUUGUAUCAGAAAUCCGGCAACAACAGUAAAGCCCUUGCGAUGUACAGCGAUUUACGGAUGUUCGAUCUUGCACAAGAGUUCCUUAAGGAAGGAAGUGCCGCCGAUCGCAAGGAGCUGAUUCGUCGACGAGCUGAGUGGGCCUGCUCCGUACAUGAACCACGUGCCGCGGCAGAGCUUUUACUAUCCGCCGGAGAACCGGAACGUGCGAUCGAAAUCGUAGCCGAGCAGGGUUGGGCCGAUGUUCUGCUGGAUAUCGGUCGACGAUUGGCAGCAUCGGAAAAAGCACCGCUUGAGCUGAUCGCGAGCCAUUUACGGCGCUUGAAAGCACUUCCGCUUGCGGCGGAAAUUUAUCGUAAACUCGGUGAAGAAGAACAAGUCGUACAGUUGCAUGUGGAGGCGAGAGAUUGGCCGGAAGCGUUCCGUUUGGCCGAACAUCUGCCAAAAGUUUUACCUUCGAUCCAUUUCCAGCAUGCCCAAUGGCUUGCCGAAUCGGACCAAUUCAUAUCGGCGCAUGAAGCUUACAUCCUAGCGGGAAAACCACACGAAGCAACGAAAUUGCUACGGAACCUGGUAGAAUGUGCCGUUUCCGAGGAACGCUAUCUGGAUGCGGGUUACUACACGUGGUUAAGAGCAAAGCAGGCGCUUAAGUUGCUCGAUGACGCAAAACAGAUGCUAGAUGCGAACGAUGCUGCGGUGGUAGACUAUCGAUCGUUGCUGAAGCUGUCGUCGAUCUACUAUGCUUACAAUACGAUCAACUCUUACCUGAAGGAACCAUUCACGAGUAGCCCGCCACUAACGUUGUUUAAUACGAGUCGCUUUGUGGUGAAUCAGAUCAACGGAGCAAUACCCCCGAAGGGUAUCAGUUUAUUCGCUGUUUACUAUACGCUUUCGAAGCAAGCGAAGGUUCUUGGCGCAAACAAGCUGCAUCUGCAGAUCAACAAUAAGCUACAAUCGUUGAAGAUUCCUGCCGGUAUACAGGAGCAGGUGGACAUAAGCUACAUAAGCAGUCGUGCUUGUCCCGGUGGCUUUAACGAUCCGGAAGAACUAUUACCGAUGUGCUACAAGUGUUCGAACUACAGUCCCCAUUUGCACGGCAAUCGGUGUCCCAACUGUCACCAGGAAUACGUCUUUUCGUACGUUUCGUUUGAAAUUUUACCGCUCGCAGAGUUUGCACCGGAAGCAGGCAUUAGCGAACUCGAUGCGGAACGUUUACUGUUGGCUCCGCCGAAAAGUUCAGCCUACGAUCAACAAGAUCAAUUUAUUCAGGAGGAUAUUAUUGAUACGUAUCCAUCAACACUCGAUCGUGAUGCGCUGCGUGCGAUCGACCCAAGAGAAGUGAUCAUUGUACGCGGUCCUGCACCAUUAGCGACACGAUACUAUCGAAAUUUACUGCCCGAGCUGCAAAUCACCGUCUGUUCGGAAUGUAAUCAGGUAUUUCAUUCGGAAGACUUUGAGCUACAGUUUUUGCAAAAGGGUCACUGUCCGUUCUGCCGUUCCACGGACGAAAGUCUCAUGAAUUAAGGGUACAAAAUUUUUAUGUAUUACGAUUAUGAUCUCGAAUGUUUGAAAACUAUUCCGUCCAUUGGAAGCCUUCAGAAGCUUGUAAUUUAAGUAUUUAAUAUACACACGUACUAAUUGCUGGAUACUCAAUAUGCGUAAGUAAUGCACACUACUACUAUGUGUGAAAACACGUUUCAUUCACUUUCUGUAAUAUCUGUUUUCAUGCCUAUGUUCUCCUGUAGUCGGAAUUAAGUUAAUAUAACUCUUUUCUUUUUAGCACUCGACAUAUUUUUAGUGAUGACUAGUAUAAUUAAAGUGGCAAUAAAAAGAUAAUUAUUUAAAAUAAAAAUUGUUAUACUAUUUAUUAUAUUACAAUAUUUUCUCUUUUAAAUAUAAUAUUUUUUUGCUUGGUUAAAAC
Anopheles funestus (African malaria mosquito) is the source of this 5762-nucleotide messenger RNA. RefSeq names its product intraflagellar transport protein 122 homolog (gene Oseg1). Gene Ontology annotation, cellular component: intraciliary transport particle A; non-motile cilium. Gene Ontology annotation, biological process: non-motile cilium assembly; protein localization to cilium; intraciliary retrograde transport. Bases 1853 to 5365 code for a protein of 1170 amino acids. Gene Ontology annotation, molecular function: protein binding. The transcript is spliced from 10 exons. NCBI's taxonomy places the organism in Eukaryota, Metazoa, Arthropoda, Insecta, Diptera, Culicidae. The record is from RefSeq and is a predicted model, not a curated record.